AUGGUAGACGGCGAAGAUGAAGCCAAACUGGCUGAUGCCCCAAACCCUCCGAUCUGGAGUCAACAAUCGUCGGACUAUUUUAUCCCACAGCCUCACCUACAAGGCCUACCUGUCAGUCACCUCCCCUCUGCUCAGGAAAGUCCUUCCAGCCAGAAUCCUAGCAAACCUCUUCCGCCGAUUCCACCUCGCCAGCCAUUCAUCCGUCUACCGCUCUGCACGCACAGCGUGGUGGAACGACAGCAUUGCGUAAACCCCUAUGAGCAGUGUGAGUCUUGCGGCAGGAUUCCUUUUCUCGGAUGGUUCUUCGUCUGCGUCGAAGACACCUCGGGCUUCUCUGACCCGUUGGAUCCUAUCCGGGGCCCGUUUCUCAGUCCCUGGAUCUUGAAAGCGAUCGAAACCGGACAAUACACGGAGGAAGAGCGAGAGGUGUUGAUUCAGCAAAAGUUGCGCGUCCUGACAAUGGCCGACCUAGAACGAGCCCCGAGUCCUUCGAUCUCCAUGCUGGAGGCCGAGUACGGGGCUGAAGAGCCUGCCAUGCAGCAGACCGCAUCUUCUCCUGCAAGCCCAGGCGCAUCAAUGACCGACUUGUUCCCGCAUCCGCUCCCACCGCUGCCGUGCAUUCUUAGAGCCUGUCGUCACUGCGAGCGUCGGUUUGCCAAUCUGGAAGAGCGCUCCUGGGGCAGCAUCAACGAAAUUUGCAACGAUCCCGCCAUCGGGCCUCCAGCUGCGUUCGAGCUGGCAGGUAGACCGGUCUCUGAUGCCAGUAUCGUUCGGAACUUGGGUUGGCGUUCGGCUGCGGUUCCUGUCCCCACGGCCGAGACAUCUGAAGACUGCGCGGAGGACAGCGGACAGGAAGGCCUGGGCAGUGUAUUUGAUUUUCAGAUCGAUCUCACCGGAGACGACUUGUCUAGUCUCGUCGACCAAGCAUUGGAUAUUGUGGGAAAGGGUGGCAUCAAACAGGAUGAAUCUGCCGACAUUGACGCCGACGAAUCGAUUUCAAAUAUCCUUUUCGGAGUGGAAAUCGACGAUGAAUCAGAACUUGGUGGCGAUAAAGAAGCCUAUGGAGGAGUGCCACUGCGGUAA
Molecule: messenger RNA, 1083 nt
Organism: Aspergillus melleus
Lineage: Eukaryota; Fungi; Ascomycota; Eurotiomycetes; Eurotiales; Aspergillaceae
Exons: 1
Coding region: 1-1083 (360 amino acids)
Source: RefSeq, a predicted model, not a curated record